This is a messenger RNA of Lycium ferocissimum, 1551 nucleotides long. Its product is annotated as probable protein phosphatase 2C 49. Gene Ontology annotation, biological process: protein dephosphorylation. The coding region runs from base 160 to 1344 and encodes 394 amino acids. Lineage: Eukaryota; Viridiplantae; Streptophyta; Magnoliopsida; Solanales; Solanaceae. The transcript has 2 exons. Gene Ontology annotation, molecular function: cation binding; protein serine/threonine phosphatase activity. The record is from RefSeq and is a predicted model, not a curated record.
CGAGUAAGAGUCAACUUUCUUAAGCCGCCUUUUAAUCCCUCUAUCUAUAUAAUUCCUCAAUAACCCCACUUGCAUCCCUUCAAUUUCAAUCAACAAUUUAAUUAAAUCCCCCUAAACCUAUUUACCCAAACAAACAAAACAGGCUUACAAAUUUUGGUGAUGAUUGUGAAGAAUUCAAUUAUGACAAAGAUGGUGGUAGUUGAUGCAGAUAUAUUUUGUCAGCCUAGUGUUUCUGUUGAUGAGAAUUUGGAUUUAUUUGAUGUCUCUGUUACUAAAUCACGUGAAUUUGCCGAUAAUGAUUCGGUUUCCUUUGAUAUUGAUAUUUCUAGUCGUUCUGACUCGGGUGUGAGAUGCUCAACUAGUACUCAGACGACUAUAAUAGAUUCAGCCAGAAGCAAUAAUUUUCUCCCAGCUAUUCGUUCGGGUAGCUAUACUGAUAUUGGGCCUCGUAGAUCCAAUGAAGAUGAACAUAUUCGUGUUGAUGAUCUUUCAGCUCAGUUGGGUUCUCUAUACAAUUGGCCUCUUCCGGGUGCGUUCUAUGCUGUGUUUGAUGGUCAUGGAGGUUCUGAUGCAGCUGCUUAUAUCAGAACUAAUGCAAUGAGAUUUUUCUUUGAAGAUGCUAAUUUGCCACGAACAUCUGUUGUUGAUCAAGCAUUCUUGGAAGAAUUGGAGAGUUCUCACUUUAGAGCGUUUUUAGUUGCUGAUCAGGCGUUAGCCGAUGAAUGUAAUGUUGAUGCCUAUUGUGGGACAACAGCAAUAACUGCGCUGGUUUUGGGAAGACAUCUGGUUGUUGCUAAUGCCGGUGACUGUCGUGCUGUCCUUUGUAAGAAAGGUGUGGCAGUUCAGUUGUCUCAAGAUCACAGACCAACUUGUCUGAUGGAACGUCAAAGAGUUGAGAAAUUAGGCGGUAUUAUUGAAUACGGUUGCCUAAAUGGUGAUCUUGCAAUUACUCGAGCCCUUGGAGAUUGGUAUAUGAAGCUUCCAUUUGGAUCAGCAUCUCCUCUUACUGCAGAACCUGAAGUUAAGCAAACGUUGUUGACUGAGGAUGAUGAGUUCAUGAUACUUGGUUGCGAUGGCAUCUGGGAUGUGAUGUCGAACCAAGAAGCAGUGAAUGUUGUUAGACACGAGCUUAGACUGCACAAUGACCCGCAGCAAUCUGCCAGGGAACUUGUGAAUCAAGCUCUAUGUAAAGAUGACACGGAUGACAAUCUCACUGCAAUCGUUGUGUGCUUUACUUCUCCUGAUCACCAAACUUCAGUUCCAUCCCAGAGGCCAAGAUUCAGGUGUUGUAAUUUGUCCGAAGAGGCGAGGAAGAAGCUACAAAGUUUGUUAGGAAGCAAUUGAGUGUAAACUAGCAUUGUUUGAUGACCAUAUCAAUUUUUUCCACUACAAUGUGUUAAUACGAAUUAUUUUUAUUACUGUGGUGUCAGUUUGAGGCUGCUCCAGGGAGAAGUGAGAAAAAGCAGCCAGCAGUUUUGUGAGGCUAAUGCCUUGUAGUAUAUAUGUACUGUCAAUUCUUUUUAAUGGAACGGUGUGAUAUUUGAGUUAUCU